UCGCCGGCGCUCAGUCGCCGUUUGCUGCUCCCCUCUGCGGCACCUGUGUUCGGUCGCCGGCAACCUGUUCAAUUGUGCAUUUUGUUUCUCGCCCGGGAAACUUCCAGCUUCGAGGCAGCUGGCCCAUUAUUAGUGAGUCGUCCGCUUUGCGCCCUGUGUGUACACCCGUUGGGAAUAUAACUGGUGCACGUGUGUUGUUGUUUUUUCGAGGAUGUUUCUGACGUCCUUCUACUUCUGAAGUGUGACCGUGUCAAACACCGCGAAGGUACGUGUGUGUGGGAAUGAUUGUGACGUCUCGGAGGCGUGGUGGGAUUGGAGAUGUGAUGGCGACUCAGCUUGUGGAUUGGUUGUGGUGAUUUCUUUGCCGAGCAUCGAACUCGCUGAGUGGAAGGAAGAACAAGAAGCUUCACAAAGUCUUCACAAAGGUUCUUCCACUUUAUGUGGCUUGGCCAGGUCUCUGCUACCAUGCAGCAACAGCAGCAGCACAACAUUACACGGGGUUUCAUCAAGACAGCAGCGUUAUAUUAUGCAGGAUUUCUCAAGCCCACAAGGUAGACACUUCAUUUUCAAAGGCUCACUCAGUUCUGCUGCGUUCCAGAAUGAACCGCAAGUGACAGCAUCAUAUAGAACGAGGUUCGAACCAAAAUGGUUCGUUAUAUCUGAGCGUGCUCCUCAACCGAGAAUGACGUCAUCAUCCAGGCACCUGUGAAUGCCAACUCAGAAAUGGUAGCCGUUAACCGUUAUCUGUCAUUGAAAGUGCCGCUGACGGAUCAUCCGGAACCAUGUCCACCACGGCAGACGUAUCCUGAUCUAAGAACGGGCUCAGCGACGGCGCCAGCUGAACCGCGGUCUCCGGAGGAGGCCAUGUAGUACCCUUGCCAGCACCAUGUUGCCAGCCCAGCUCCUCGCGCUCGUCCUGUCAGCGGCGGUUGCGCUGCUCCCUGCUGCCCACGCCUUCUCCUGUCACCCCAAGUGCAAGUGCAUCUGGCGAGGUGGCAAGAAGACCGCCGAAUGUCCGUACGCUGCGCUCACUGGACUCCCUGAUGGAAUCGACGAAGGACUUCAGGUUCUUAACCUCACCAACAACAACGUCCAAGUGUUGCCGAAGAACGCGUUCUUCUCUUCAAAUCUUGUGAACGUCCAGAAACUCUACCUAUCCCACUGCAGUAUAGCUCACAUGGACGAUCGUGCCCUGUUCAAAGUGUCUAACCUCAUAGAGCUUGAUCUGUCAUGGAACAGCUUAGCUUCAGUGCCCAGUGGAGCUUGGAUUCAUGUUAAACAUCUCCGGACAUUGCUACUUAACGGGAACCCCAUAACUGUGUUGCCGGACAACGCGUUUGCUGACCUUAAGGAACUGUCUGCGCUAAUGAUGACAGAAUGCAGCUUAGAGACGAUUUCACCUGGUGCGUUUGAGGGCUUGAGCAACCUCAAUGUCCUCAAGUUGGACUACAACCGCUUGCAGACAUUAUCCGGGAAGGCGAUGUUGCCUCUUAAGUCCCUUCAUGGAAUUGCACUUGACGGCAAUCAGUGGCGCUGCGACUGCGACCUCCGCUCUUUUCGUGCGUGGUUGGAUAAAAGCAAGUUUGCAGUGUACUGGCCCAUAUGUCAACAGCCACCGCGUUUAAAAGGCAAGUUAUGGAACGCGGUCUCUGUCGAGGACCUCGCCUGUGCCCCCAUUUUCCUGAAUACAAAUCCAAGCGCUUUGGACUCCAUAGUGGCACAGGAACACAGCAACGUUACUCUGGAGUGCCGCGUACGCGCUGAUCCGUUAGCUGCUAUUGAGUGGUACUUGAAGGACGUCCUCAUCACCAACAAUACUGAAGGUGUGAACGCAGCGCAGGUGUUUUGGGUGACACAGCAAGUUGCUGGAGACAGAGAGAAGUUAUCCUGGCUCACUGUAACCUCCGUGCAAGAAAGAAAUGCUGGAGCGUACACCUGUGUUGCGAAGAAUAGCGCUGGUAAAGCAGAACACAACUACAGUCUAGCAGUUAACAGGAAAACGGCCAUCACUGAGGUGCGAGCGUCAGGAUCAUCUUCAGACGUCGAGAUGACAGAGCAGGCAAGAGAAUCCACAGAACAGCAGCAACGAUCUUACCGUGAGAAUCCUCUUAUCGGCAUGAUCAUCGGAAUCGUUGUCGGCGCUAUGGCAGUCCUUCUUGUAUUUGGCUUGGUCCUCUGGUUCUGUCGUCGAAGAGGGCGUCGAAGAAGUCAUCCUAGCACACGGAAAAAACGUACCGAAGUCGUAGUCAACCAUAAGGUCGUUAACCACAACGAUAUCGGCAAGGAACAGCUCCCUUCUGCAGAAGACACUCCAGACGUGAAACUUCUUGCCGUUGUGAACCCCGUUCAGAAGCCGCCUCGUCUGAUGAUGGCCGACAGUUACAAUGGCCUCCCUUCGGAACUUGAGCCGUUGGAUCCGAACCAAGAAAUGUGUACCCCGUCCGGUGUUUGGAUCUUGAAAGACCACGAGUAUUCAACUGACGAGUCUGUACUGUCUUCUGUCCCAUCCCGAGUAGGAACUAUUGACAGAAGGUCAAUAGCAGGAGCACGAAGCCCAAUUCCCGUACCAAUGCCCGUUGUCCCCCCGCCACCAGAUGACCUGCACUUCAGGCUUCAGAACGAACUCUCAGAUACGUUACGACGUACGAAGGGGGACAGACGGCCUAUCAUCGGCGACGACAGUUCAGACGGCCAUUCGUCCUUAUACGGUGGACUGGAAACCUUGCGCGUUAGGGACUUAGAAGGGAGGGUUCGGGGCAGUGUGGGGCCUGACCUCAUAGAUCAACUUGAAGACUCGCGGGGGUUGCAUCAAGAAUCACCAUCACCUCCACCCAUGCCUAUGGGGUCACACUGGGGUAGUUCGUACGAUCACCCUUCAGCGUACUACAGAACAGCUCCAGGUACUUCGUACCCGCAAGAACUGCCUCCAAGCAUUCCGGAAGCGACGGGUGACGGCACGGAAGUAUAGUGUGGCGUGCGUGAUACUGUCAUAAAGACCUGCAAAACAAAUUUUUAAACGUGUUCCUGCAAAACAUUGGCGACAUCGUGCGCCAGCGACUCCUUGUGCUGUACAUAACCGUUACUAUAGAUUACAUCAGGACUUUAAGAUGUGUUGUACAGUAUGGUGAAAGGCUGUAGUGAAGAAUAUAGUGUGUGCAGAUAAUGAUCUCAGUGAAACGGUGCAACACACACCUGAUGACACAUCUUGAGACUGGUCCCGCUGCGAAGUUGAGGUGAAAGGGUGGAUGGUGUCCUGUUGGAGCUUUUUAGUCAUUGUUAGAACACCACUGUAUCCGUGUAUUCGCACGAGCGACAUCUUCACGGAAUAUUCCAAUGGAAGAAAAAAGCGAACAAAAAAAAAACUGCUCACGGAGCCGAAGUUCCGCCCGGUGUUAUGUUGAGCAUUCAUACGGUGCCGGAAUAUCGGGAGUAGCGUACUACGCACUUAGCAGACGACACUUUGCAGACGACACCGUUAGCGUCUUUUCCUGUCGUCUGCUACGGAACACCUUGUGGCGCCACGGUUAGCAGUGUACGUGAAGACACGACGUUGAGCGCUCGCGCCCACGUGACAGCAGAAAGCUAUGACGUUUUUCGCAUCUUCCGCUGGAGUAUUCUGGGAAAUGUCGUUCGUGUGAAUACACGCUAUGCGGACAGAUUAAAGGGGCGCUAAAGUUCUAAAAAUUUCUCCUCGCGAAAUGAAGGAUGCCGUUACCUUGGUACCAACUCAAAGGGAACGGGACCGACCUCCCAUUGGUCUACUCAGAUGAUUUGCCCAAUCUCUUUAGGACACCAAUGGGACGCCGCUCCGUUGCUUGAGAAGCAGAGAAGAGGGAAGGUGAAAACUUCCGACAGGCGAAAUUUCUGCACUUUAGUGCCCCUUUAAGUUAUAAUUUACGACACAGCGCGAUUCUUACUUCCUCCACUGCAAUUGCAAGUGCGUGUCUGCUCCAUAUUUGGUUGGCGUGCAACUAUUAGUGUUCUGUAAGCGUGCAGAUUCUAAAGUCAGUGGGGAUACAUUGCUAUCUUGAGAACACUCGGUCUUGACAGCAGUCAGAGAUAAGCCAGAGAAAACGGCAGGUCCGUGUUCCUUACCUUCUGUGCAGCAAAUGGAGAUGGAUAACGCAUGCAAGAAAGCUUACUUGUAUCUAAUUCACCUUGACACGAAAGCUACCUCCGAAUAUGAGCGCCUGGGACGCACGCUGUUUCGUUGUCGCUCGAAAGAAUCCUCGAUCAUCUCAGAAAACAAGCUAAGGAGAAAUUUCAAUCUUUGGAAGGCAAUUUUAGCGCCCGAGACCAGCGGCACUUAAGGAAAUAGCUCUAUUAUGCAACGGCCGCAUUUAAAGAGCUGCCUCCAAUCUCGAAACCUCCGGCAAGAAAACUUCAGUGAGGUUCAAGUAUUUUCGUAUAGGUUUUUCACCUUAUGUGGUCUCACAAAAAAAAUUUAGAAGUAGGAGGGUGUUAUAUGGCUGGCAAUUUAAAUUCUCUCCAGUCGAAAAGCCUGGAAUCUCUUUCACGAGGAUCUAAAGGGAUGCAUAUACAGCUCAUAAUAUUGUCUCUAUGGAGUUACGUCCUUUGGUUGAUGCUUAGACGUGCUCAGACUAUAUAUUGCUCGGCGUUUUUAAACCUGGUCUCGCGAAUUCAAACCGCAUUUCAAUAAGCACUAAGCCCAAGAAGUUUCAUUUUCAUUUAUUUCUUGUCUUGUGUUCAAUGCUACCGAGAUUCAAGAAGAAAAGAAAUUUCACAGACAUUUGAAUGAAACGCCGGUUGCAUUUAUAUGGAUUAAAUGUCCGAAGAGACGAAUUAGGUUGCUUGCUGACAAGCACAAACAAUGACCACUAUAUUGUGGAAGCCAUUCAAAACGCAGGUCGUAUACUGUGAAGAAUAUGGCGACCAAACAUUGACUGACCUCUUUUGAGCGACAAGACUGUAAGAAACAGACAUAUCUGAGCUUGGUACUGAGUUGUCACUAACUUAGAAUUUCACUUAUUUAUUGAUUUCCAAAAGACAGGUCUCUGUAGAAAGAUUAUCACUUACCUUCUCCAGAAUCGGAGUGAAUACGUGUCUAGGUUCGCCGUGAAAAGUAAAAUUCCGAUGAAAUUAAAAAAAUAACUGCACUCAUGAAGUGAAUGAAAUUUGAAGCUCCUCCUAUUCGCCUUGCCACUUGCUAUACCGUAGAUAAUUAGCCUGUGGCCCCCAAUUUGGUAGUCGCUUGCAAAGCCCAAACCCCUAUAUUUUGCUGUUUUUCGUCUCUUUUUCAGGCUCAUCUGAUAAGUCUCGCCUAAGGCCUCGCCUAUAGGUCUCGCCUUUUUCGUUAUAUAGAUAUUUCUUUUUCUCCAGAAUUCUUCAUUUGGUACAGUGCAAAUUUCGGGCGUUAAAAUGUUAAAUCGUUGAAAUAAGUUAUUCGUAAACAGGAUGCAACACCUGCGUGAGUUGUUGGUGAAAACAGGUUAGCAUCUAUAGUGGUUAUCAGUUAACUAAUACCAAUGUGCGCGCACAGACAGUGAGUCAGUGUUACAAAAUGGGCGCCUACACCGCCACGUGAACUCACUUCGAACAGCGUUGAAGUCGACGACUUUGUAUAACUUGAUUGCGAAAGAAUGUGCCUUAGUCAGUGUGGGUCCUGCAAACAAACAAACAAAAGUACAGACGAUAAACGGCGCAAGUGUUUCUGUGGCCCCAGCGUCAAGACGCCCCUUUCCUGUUCAGAAGCUCAACUCGUUCGUGUGCACCGUGAACAAUGGAUGUGUUCGUACGAAAUCUAUAUUGCAGAGACUGGAAUAAAUCAUCGGGUGGAGCAAGUGAGUGUUCAUUCGGAAGAAAGACUAUCGCCCAUCGGUCAUCCUGGUUGUAUGUGUGGAUCAUUUGUACGUUCUUCGUUGUUGGCCAUCAUGUUGCUCCGACUGUAUGAUGUAUCGCUCCAAUGACGCGUUGGUUGACGGAUUUUGAUACAAAAAAAUGAAAACCAUG
Molecule: messenger RNA, 5970 nt
Organism: Ornithodoros turicata
Lineage: Eukaryota; Metazoa; Arthropoda; Arachnida; Ixodida; Argasidae
Product: leucine-rich repeat-containing protein 24-like
Exons: 6
Coding region: 887-2968 (693 amino acids)
Molecular function (GO): protein binding
Source: RefSeq, a predicted model, not a curated record